GAUGGACUAACCCAUUAGACGGUAUCGUGUCGCCUUGCCAUCAACUGGUCCUUGGUAUGCCAUGCCGUGCCCUUCCCAACUGCCCGUCUCUCAUAAUCAACUCUGAUAUCAUGAUCUCAUAAACACUCGUCUCCACGUGCUUCUUUCACUGAUGCAGAAGCAAAUGAUAUGUGUUCCUAUCAUGCUGAAUGGAAUGGGUUGUCUAAAGUAGGAAACCAAGGAAACGCAUAGCACGAUACCCUGGAUAUAAAACGUGGGUCAUCGGGUACUCGAGUAUCCCCUCAUUACCUGGGGAACAUAUAGCGCAACGCCUGGAACAUCUUUGGUACGGUCUCCUGGGGAUAACCAUAAACAGACCGCCUCCGGCGAACCCCUAGUUCACUAGAAGAAAUUCGAGUUUGAUCCAUCUUCUCAUGAGCCGGACACACAUCAUGCGUGGAACAGGCAUGUUAUUAUUUGCUUUUUCUCUCUGUAUCGUAUCCGUGCUUGUAUGGACGGCGCUUCGUAAUUACAUCAUCAACACGACGAUGGUUAUCCCUCAGCUCAGGCUUCUCCCAGUGGUGGCUGGAGGAAGCAUUGCAGGAUAUGCAACUGCUCGUGUUCUGUCCGAUUACUUUGCACGCAUUGUUAUCAUUGAGCCGGAUUACCGAAUCGAGAGAACCGCAACGCGUGUUGCUCAGCGUGGUCACUGCCAUGUCGUGUUGCCACUGAUGAUUAUCAUCUGUCGAGCACUCUAUUCAAAUUUUGAUGAGGUGGCCGCAAAGAUGGGCUGUAAGGUUCACCCUUUCUUCCGAAGGGGGAUAUUGGGUACGUCCUGGAACCGCAGGCCCACGGCAGCACUCCCUGGGUUUGAGUAUCAGAGGGUCAUACUGGAAAGGGUCCUGCGCGAACUUGCUGCCUCUUACGCAGGGGAUUCUUUGGAGGCUAUACAAGGAACCGUUACCAGUUUGCAUGCUUCCACGCCAUCUUCGGCUGCUAUCUCUGCCGUGUCCUACAGGCCUUCGAUGGGAUCAGCUGAAACUGUCACAAUACCCUGCGUGUUUUUUGCGGAUUGCAGUGGAGGAAGUGCAAUAGCAUUCAAAUUGCUUCCCCGGGCGAAUAGCAAUCGCUUAGAGGCUGGUUCCACAGAGGCUGCAGUGGCGCAACGCUGGGGCCCAUAUACUCGCCGUUCCUAUGCUCCGGACGCCAUGUACAGGUGCUUUUAUGUUCCCGUGAAGGACGAGAAGUUGAAGCACCGAAUUGCUGGCCUAGUACCGCGGAAUGACCCCAACUGUGGAAAUUGGGCCGGACUGAGAACGUUAUACGCCCAAGCCCCUCGUAUUGAUAAAGCCGGCAGCGGAGGUCCAAAGGAAGGGAUCUUCAUCCAGAAGGUUCUGGAUAAUGAAUUGCUUAUCAGUUACGUCGCUUUAGGCGACGUGAAGCCACCCAGCAAUCUUGCUCAGCUCGACCUAGCUGUUCGUGACACGCAUGAGAAAUUAUUCAAGCUCAAUCCGUCGCUGAAGGAGAUUUCUCUUUGGGUUUAUGCCCUAUUUGACCUUCUCCGAGAAAGUCAAGUGGAUGACAAGAUUCAAAUCCUUUCUUCUAAAAUGCGUCCCUCGUAUUACCUUGACUAUUUAUCGGCACCUACCCCCAACAAUUUCGUAGCCAUCGGAGAUUCCGCCAUGUGCACGAAUCCUUUUUUCGCUCAAGGGAUGCCGAACGUGUUUAAGAGCGUCGUUGUGCUAAAUACGACCCUACAUAAGCACAUCACUGAUUCCCCCAACAAUACCAACAUCUCCUCACUACCGAUUUCGCGUUCCUAUUUUGCGCUAGCCAAUCGAAUAUGCGGGUCCACCUACGAUGUCACUCGUUCAUUUGACUAUGGCCACCCAGCCACGAAACCUCAAGAAGGAGAAACUUUGGAAUACGGUGCCAGAUUUAGGAAAUGCUUGAAUUAUCUAGAUAGGGCUAGUCAGUGGAGUACAGCGGUGGCAAACGCCGCUGAUGAGGUGGGUAUAGGAAUCAGCCCAUAUGUGGAUUUGUUUAGCCCGCUAGUGAUGGGGAUGGUCUUGUGGGAACGACUCCGAGGUCGAAACGAAGCGGGGACAUGUUGAACUAUUCGCCGGGUAUUCUGGCCAUUCAGUUACCCCUACCUGAGACGAACCCUAGCUGAAGUAGACCGCGAAGCCCCUAUGUGUAUCCAAUCGCAUUAUCAUGACAUAAACACUAGUAUGUAUGUGUCUUUGGUUACACUCGUCCUAUCAGAC
Cantharellus anzutake is the source of this 2246-nucleotide messenger RNA. RefSeq lists its product as uncharacterized. The record is from RefSeq and is a predicted model, not a curated record. NCBI's taxonomy places the organism in Eukaryota, Fungi, Basidiomycota, Agaricomycetes, Cantharellales, Hydnaceae. Bases 414 to 2093 code for a protein of 559 amino acids. The transcript is spliced from 8 exons.